Messenger RNA from Theobroma umbraticum, 2634 nucleotides. RefSeq names its product protein FAR1-RELATED SEQUENCE 6. Gene Ontology annotation, biological process: regulation of DNA-templated transcription. Lineage: Eukaryota; Viridiplantae; Streptophyta; Magnoliopsida; Malvales; Malvaceae. The record is from RefSeq and is a predicted model, not a curated record. Gene Ontology annotation, molecular function: zinc ion binding.
UUUUUGUAUUAUCUCUGAAUAAAAUAUACCUAGUAACAGACACCAAAAGCUCUUUUAAAAUGAAUAAAUUUAAUUUAGAAAAUGUUCUGUCCUUCAUAUAUGGGCUCUCAGUACUUCAAAUAGGCCGAUGAGCUUAUAAAAAUCUAUUAUACCCCAACCCAACUAACUUACCCUUUUUUGUGGUUACCCAAAGUGCCCUUUCUCUUUUCCGAACUUGACCGACCAGACCACUUGCUCGUCUUUCUUCUCGUUUCAAAUCCACCAUUUCCUGUGUUACUCCCCUUCCCCUUCUUCUCCAAUUUGAGGCUCAGAUCAGCAACAGAAGACCAGAACGACGACGUUCUCGCAGCACCCAGGUUAGCUAUGGAAGAAGAAGAAGCUUCUCUUAGUAAUGACCAAUUGCCCGAAGGGAAAUGCAACGGUGAGGCUCUAAAAGAAAGAGAUAGUGGACCAAUUGAAUUAGAUGGUCAAAAUGGUUUACCUGAAGGAAAGAAAGAAUUUGUUGCUCCAGCUGUUGGAAUGGAGUUUGAAUCUUAUGAUGAUGCAUAUAAUUAUUAUAAUUGCUAUGCAAAAGAAGCUGGUUUUUGUGUCAGGGUUAAGAAUUCUUGGUUUAAGCGGAACAGUAGGGAGAAGUAUGGUGCUGUACUUUGUUGUAGUAGCCAGGGUUUUAAAAGAGUCAAAGAUGUUAACCGUCUUCGAAAGGAAACUAGAACUGGUUGUCCUGCUAUGAUAAGGAUGAGAGUUAUGGAUUCGAAAAGAUGGCGGGUGCUUGAGGUAACGCUUGAACAUAAUCACUUACUAGGUGCCAAGAUUUAUAAAUCUAUUAAGAAGAUGGGCUCUGGAACGAAAAGGAAGUUGCAGUCGAGUUCUGAUGCUGAAGUGCGAACAAUCAAGUUGUAUCGGGCAUUAGUAAUAGAUGCUGGGGGUAAUGGGAAUCCAAAUAGCAAUGCAAGGGAAGUUAGGAAUUUUUCCGAGCAUCCAAAUCAGCUCAAUCUUAGAAAGGGUGAUUCACAAGCCAUUUAUAACUACCUUUGCCGUAUGCAGUUGACCAAUCCUAACUUCUUUUACUUAAUGGAUUUGAAUGAUGAAGGGCAUUUGAGGAAUGUAUUCUGGGUUGAUUCACAUUGUAGGGCAUCUUGUGCCUACUUUGGCGAUGUCAUUUAUAUUGACAACACAUGCUUGUCUAAUAGAUAUGAGACUCCCCUUGUGGCACUUGUUGGAAUAAAUCAUCAUGGCCAAACUGUGUUAAUGGGUUGUGGCCUGCUUGCAGGUGAGACAUCAGAGUCUUAUACUUGGUUGUUCAAAGCAUGGCUUACAUGCGUGUCAGGACAGUGUCCUCAAACCGUUAUUACAGACAGAUGCAAGGCUUUGCAGAAUGCGAUUGCAGAGGUCUUUCCAAAAUCUAACCAUCGAUUCAGUUUGUCACACAUAAUGAAAAAAGGUCCGGAAAAAUUGGGAGGAUUGCGUAAUUAUGAUGCAAUCAGAAAGACAUUUGUUAAGGCAGUUUAUGAAACUCUGAAAGUGAUUGAAUUUGAAGCAGCAUGGGGAUUUAUGGUCCAGCGUUUUGGUAUCACUGACCAUGAGUGGCUUCGAUCUUUAUACGAAGAUCGAGCUCGGUGGGCUCCGGUUUACCUAAAGGAUAUAUUUUUUGCUGGAAUGUCUUCUUCAAGGCCAGGCGAGAAUGUGAGUCCUUUUUUUGAAAAAUAUGUGCAUAAACAAACUCCUGUGAAAGAAUUUCUUGAUAAGUAUGAAUUAGCAUUGCAAAAGAAGCACAAGGAAGAAACUCUUGCUGAUAUUGAGUCAAGAAACUCCAGCCCCGCGUUGAGAACAAGAUGUUCAUUUGAGUUGCAACUCUCCAAAUUGUACACCAGAGAAAUAUUCAAGAAGUUCCAAUUUGAGGUGGAGGAGAUGUAUUCUUGUUUUAGUACAACACAGUUACAUGUUGAUGGGCCUAUCAUAAUAUUCUUGGUCAAGGAGCGAGUGUCGGAUGAAGGAAAUAGGAGGGAAAUUAGGGACUACGAAGUACUUUAUAAUAGAACGGCCAGUGAGGUUAGAUGCAUUUGCAGUUGCUUUAACUUCUGUGGAUAUCUAUGUCGGCAUGCAUUGUGUGUGCUUAACUUCAAUGGUGUGGAGGAGAUCCCUCCCAAGUACAUUCUCUCACGAUGGAAGAAGGAUUACAAGCGCUUAUAUGUUCCAGAUCAAGGUUUCAAUAAUGUUGAUGUUGUUGAUCGCAUUCAAUGGUUUAAUCAGUUAUAUAGAAGUGCCUUGCAAGUUGUGGAGGAAGGGGCAAUUUCUUUAGACCAUUACAAAGUUGCAUUGCAAGCUUUUGAAGAGUCAUUGAAUAGAGUUCAUGAAGUAGAAGAAAAGCAAGAGUAGGAGACAUUGUGAAGGUACAGGAUUUUUUGUAAAUAAAAAAAUUGGUGUCUUGUGUCUUAAUCCACCCACCUUAUGUAGUUGAGGUUUAGUUCAAUUGCUCCUUUUAUGCAGAGCAUUAUCCUAAAUGGUUUAGCAUGUAUAUAAUUUCUCAUAAAUUUGCAUUAUUAACCAUAUUCUAAAGGGUUUCCCACCCUCAUUUAUUCCUUAAUAGACAUUACUGUACAAUUCUAAUGAAGUUUUUCUUGGAAAAGAAAAAGG